UUUAAUACACUACUCAAACAUAAAAUACCAGUAUGAAGUUAAAACUAAUUUAUUUCAUCCUACCUUUAGCUGCAGGUUAUACAUCCAAAAUGUUUACAAAUGUGGCUAGCACUGUGUCUAAUUUAAUAACAUCACGGUGUUUCCACCAGCUGCAAGCACUUAUCGAUGACUUAAAUUCCAGUCGGGUUUCAUGGGGUUUUCAAAUGGUGGACGCCACUUCGGAAGUAUCACCAAGUUUUGGUACGUUAAAAUUCGGAGAUUUUGGUAAUUUUCGACAGUGUAUAAAUUCUACAACAAAUACUUUCGAUGAUGGGGACAGCACAGUUGGAAAGUACUGCAUUGGUUUCAUAUUUAACAGGAAUUUGACUUUCGGUGCACCACCCUCGAGACCAUCACAGUGGGCGCUAUGUGUACCAGAUGGGUGUAACGCAAAAGACGUUGAUAUCAUUGGGAAUUCCAUAUUGAUGGGUUUAUUAGGGACCGAAAACGAUGUUCGAAUUGAAUUUCCAGAAUUUCUCUGCCAAACUGUAGACGACGUAGAAGUAAAACUCCCAACAGGGGCAAUCUUGACGAUUUUUCUGCUGAUUCUCCUUUCGUUAAUCGUUUUUGUGUCAACUCUGUGCGACGUUUAUGAUUUAAGUGAGUAUUUGUCUCUUUUCGAGCAACAACUCUUGCUUAGAAUUUUGUCCCAUCAUUGUUAAAAGCUUUUCUGCGUACACCCAAGGCAAAAAAAUAUUUAACAUG
Molecule: messenger RNA, 744 nt
Organism: Zophobas morio
Lineage: Eukaryota; Metazoa; Arthropoda; Insecta; Coleoptera; Tenebrionidae
Exons: 4
Coding region: 33-701 (222 amino acids)
Source: RefSeq, a predicted model, not a curated record